AGCAAACUGAAACUCAAAAACCAAGAACACACAAGGUGUAAAUAGGGCUACUGAGUCAAACCAGACAGGCAGAAAUAGGGGGAGGGGGCAGUGGCAGAGGAGGAGGAGUUGGAGGAGGAGGAGUAAGGUAAAAUAAAACAUGAAACAGGAGAAAGGCCAAAUAUUAACACUCUUGUGAGACAAGAGUGUGAGAAAAAAAGUUGAGAGUGCUAGCAGGUGAAGUUCAGCAGCAGGGGAGAGUCAUGAGGCGACAGACUCUAAAGUCACUGUGCUUUUUGGUAUUUACUCUCCUCUGUUUGGGAACCCUGCUCAUCACUCUCAUCAGGUCCAAGGUUGACAACAACAACGUGACGUCCCACAGACCGCCUCGCCACAAGAAAAGCCACCCUUCACCCAUUGAACUCUGUAAACGCUGCGAGAAGGCCAUUGAAAAAGUAAAAGAGAUUUAUCCUAAAACCUGGAAGAAGCAGGAGUACAAUUACCAGAAAUUCAGAUUACAGCUGAGCUCUGAGUGCAAUGGUUUUGACAAGGCCAUCAUUACUCAGGCCAACACUCCGGUGGGAUCCAAGAUUGUGUAUGACGGGGAAAAGAGGAGAUCCCUCAACGUGACGUCGUGGAUUUUCAGCAUCUUCGCAAAGGAGCAUCCUUUUCAAAACAAAACACGGGACACGUGUGCUGUUGUUGGAAAUGGAGGGAUCCUGAGCGACAGCAGCUGUGGAAAGAUGAUCGAUUCAGCUCAGUUUGUUAUCAGGUGCAACCUACCUCCUUUGAAAAACUAUGAGGAAGAUGUGGGCAUCAAGACUGACCUUGUGACAGCAAACCCAACAAUCCUCAAAAAGAAGUACGGGGCUCUAAAUGGGUAUCGACGACCGUUUGUGGAGAGUCUGCGUACCUACGGCAACUCACUGCUGCUCCUUCCCGCCUUCUCUUUUGGCUUCUCCACUUCUGUGUGCCUACGGACUGCCUACACAACUUCGGACUUUGGAAGCCCCAUACGGUCUGUCUUCUUCAACCCUGAUUACCUCCAGUGUCUAACCCGCUUCUGGCGCGCCCAACGCCUAAGAGAAGCACGGCUCAGUAGCGGACUAAUGAUGGUUAGCCUUGCACUGGAACUCUGUACCAACGUGCAUCUGUACGGGUUCUGGCCCUUUAGCAAUCACCCACAUGGACACUAUGCGCUGACUAACCACUACUAUGAUGACAAAAAAGCUAGCGGAUUCCAUUCAAUGCCGGCUGAGUUUGACCUCUUGUUGCAGCUGCACAGUCAGGGGGUGCUCAGGCUUCAUCUGGGAGACUGCAAAUCAGGUGAAAAGUAGUUCCCAGUACAAGGGUCAGCUGACUGGACAAGAACAAAUUGUUGUAGCCCAUUCACUCAUUUAGUCUUUCACAUACUUUUGCAUUAGAAGUCAACUGAUUCAUCGGUUUGGCCACGAUGUGUUAGAACAAGCAAAAAGAAGCUUGAUCAGUGGGUACAGCUCCAGAGAAAGCAGGUCUAAGGGUGUUUCAUUUCAUUGGUGGGGACACCAUUUCAGCAGGGUGUCUGGGGAUCCUCCCACAGGAAACUUGAUACUUCAUUUCCAGCAUCCUGGUGAUGUUUUUAUGCAAAAAUUUUUGGUGGAAAUGUCUUUAUUUAUGUAAAAUAAAAUACAAAAUUCAAGCACCAUAUUGACAAUUGAAAAUAAAAUGGAAUAUAAUGCAAUAAGGCUCUCAGGUAUUCUGUGUUGCUCUCAUAUAUUUAUUCUCCCACAGAUCAACCUUGUAACCGCUCACCAGGAAGACAUCUUCUGACAACUUAUAACGGCUAUAACAUCACAUGCAACACAUUCUCUUGAUAGUCUUAGAUCACUACAACAGUAAAGCGUUGGCGAAAAACAAAUAGUAAUCAUUCUUUCUGCUGGUUUUGGGUGCAUUGUUAAAUACUUUAAUAACAUUUGGUUAAAAAUUAGAUGAUGCUGUGCUGUGCAUACAGUCCAAAUUACAGCAAGUUAUCAAAUGUCACUCUGGGCUCACUGUUAAACCGAACUGAAUGCCAUUUUAAAUGUGAUAUCUAGUGUCCAAAGAAUGUCUGUCAAUUUUGGCUACAUGUAAAUGAAGAUUUGUUGAGAUAUAGUUAAUUAAUUUAGCAUAUUCUUAAAAAUAUAGUGUGACAGACUUCUGAAUAAACUAAAGGUUGCAGGGUAGCAAACUUGUCAGAAUUCUGUGUAUGUGCAGAAAAAAUUCAGGUCUUUCGAACAUACUAGUGAUUUAUUAUGAUUUGUUUUGUUUGGAAUGUGAAAUGUCUAAACAUUUAGAUUAACUGUAUUAAGCCACGCCCUCUAAGCAAUCAUUUUCCCUUUUCCCAAAUGCAGAAUCUUUAUACUAUUUAGUUUUGAUGUGUACGUCCAUUAAAAAACAAAGAUGUAGUAUACAAAGAUGCAUGUUGAAUAAGUAAGAGUGGGUGUGGUGUGCAUACAUAUGAAUAAGUGUUUAUACCUGACUGCUAUCUGUAAACUGACUGAGCUGUUGAGAAAAGUAAGGGUGUGGAUAUAUGUUUGUAUGUAUACUGUACUGUUGAUUCUGCUGUCUCAUGUAACACUCAGAUCCUCCCCUUGUUAUAUGUUGUGUGCCCAGUUGGCACAUGUGUGUUUUGCUUACUGAAAGAAAAAUGAAAAAUAUGA
Epinephelus moara (kelp grouper) is the source of this 2657-nucleotide messenger RNA. Its product is annotated as alpha-2,8-sialyltransferase 8E-like. The record is from RefSeq and is a predicted model, not a curated record. Lineage: Eukaryota; Metazoa; Chordata; Actinopteri; Perciformes; Serranidae. The coding region runs from base 243 to 1316 and encodes 357 amino acids. Gene Ontology annotation, biological process: oligosaccharide metabolic process; N-glycan processing. The transcript is spliced from 7 exons. Gene Ontology annotation, molecular function: alpha-N-acetylneuraminate alpha-2,8-sialyltransferase activity.